GAACAGAAGCUAUAGGGUCCCCUGGAAGUGACGUCAGAGGCUGUUCCGGUGCCGGCUGGAAGUGUGGAAGAGUGAGGGGCUGUCAGUCACCAUGAGCCGCAGCUACAAUGACGAGUUACAGUAUCUGGACAAGAUUCAUAAGAACUGCUGGAGGAUCCGCAAGGGAUUCGUCCCCAAUAUGCAGGUGGAAGGUGUGUUCUACGUGAAUGAUCCUCUGGAGAAGCUGAUGUUUGAAGAGCUGAGGAACGCCUGUCGUGGUGGUGCGGCUGGAGGUUUUCUUCCGGCAAUGAAGCAGAUUGGUAAUGUGGCGGCUUUACCAGGAAUAGUGCAUAGGUCCAUUGGUCUUCCGGACGUCCACUCAGGCUACGGCUUUGCUAUUGGCAACAUGGCGGCUUUUGAUAUGGAUAAUCCUGAUGCAGUUGUCUCCCCAGGGGGUGUCGGUUUUGACAUUAACUGUGGGGUCCGCUUACUUCGCACCAAUCUUGAUGAGGGAGAUGUGCAGCCGGUUAAGGAGCAGCUCGCCCAGUCCAUGUUUGACCACAUUCCUGUCGGAGUGGGAUCCAAAGGUGUUAUCCCCAUGAGCGCCAAAGAUCUAGAAGAAGCCCUGGAGAUGGGAGUGGACUGGUCCCUCAGGGAGGGCUAUGCAUGGGCUGAAGACAAGGAACACUGUGAGGAGUAUGGCAGAAUGCUGCAGGCCGAUCCCAGCAAGGUGUCCUCCAAGGCCAAGAAGAGGGGUCUGCCCCAGCUUGGUACACUGGGAGCUGGGAACCAUUACGCAGAGAUCCAGGUGGUGGACGAGAUUUAUGAUGAAUACGCUGGCAAAAAAAUGGGCAUUGACCACAAGGGACAGGUGUGUGUCAUGAUUCACAGUGGAAGCCGAGGUCUAGGGCACCAAGUGGCCACAGAUGCUCUGGUUGCCAUGGAAAAAGCCAUGAAACGAGAUAAAAUCAUUGUAAAUGAUAGGCAGCUGGCAUGCGCCAGGAUCUCCUCUUCUGAGGGACAGGACUAUCUGAAGGGCAUGGCCGCUGCCGGGAACUACGCCUGGGUGAACCGUUCGUCUAUGACGUUCCUCACGAGACAGGCGUUUGCUAAAGUCUUCAACACUACCCCCGAUGACCUGGACAUGCAUGUGAUCUACGACGUCUCACACAACAUCGCCAAGGUGGAGCAGCAUGUGGUGGAUGGAAAGGAGAAGACACUGCUGGUUCACAGGAAGGGCUCUACCCGAGCGUUCCCACCACAUCACCCACUUAUUGCUGUGGAUUAUCAGAUGACCGGGCAGCCAGUGCUGAUCGGUGGCACCAUGGGAACCUGCAGCUACGUAUUGACUGGCACUGAGCAAGGCAUGACAGAGACAUUUGGAACCACCUGCCACGGAGCCGGUCGGGCGCUGUCCAGAGCUAAAUCUAGACGAAACCUGGACUUUCAAGAUGUUCUGGAUAAGCUGGCUGACAUGGGCAUAGCCAUCCGGGUGGCCUCCCCAAAACUUGUCAUGGAAGAGGCUCCUGAAUCAUACAAGAACGUCACAGACGUAGUGAAUACUUGUCACGAUGCCGGAAUCAGCAAGAAAGCCAUCAAGCUGCGUCCCAUCGCCGUCAUCAAGGGCUGAGAGGACCGACAGUCACCUAAGACUGUAAAGAGCUGACAUCAGAGCUCAGAGAGCCGCCCUCGGCAGGACUGAACGUAAUACUGAUGGAUCGCUGCCCAAUAUAAGGAUCCCAUCUUAUUUUACCAUUUAAUUUAACCCUUUGAUUCCAACUUCAUGUAGGAAAAUAGACUUGGCCCUCCUGGUAAUUAAUGAUUAUUUAGAAGGGAUUGGCUCUCCCAUUCAUAUGUAUAGAAUGAUACACUGUUAGCUUACAGAUGAGGGAACUCUGCUUGCUGCCAGUGAAUAGAAGAUGUUGUGUUUUUGUUUUUUUGUUUUUUUUGCGGUGUUCAGGAACUGUGCAUCUCAUUAUUUUACCCAUCUAGCUGUGAGAACUCAACAAGAAUGGUCACAUUUGCUGACCGCAAGCGGCGAUCUUGAGAAUGAUGAAUUACAAUCCAUACAUAAUGUAUUAGAAAAUUGUAGAACUUUAGAACAGGAUGAAGCUUUGUUCACGUAAGACUGGAACACUCCUUUCAGGGAUAAUUCACACUACCAUGUUCGGUCCGAGAAUCACAGUCCGUGUGUUGGCCACAGCUUCCCUGUCCUGAACUGACUGCAUCAUGGUGAUUUAUGAUCAAGUCAAUUCCUAUCUGACAGUGAGUCUAUUGUACUGUGCUCAC
Molecule: messenger RNA, 2268 nt
Organism: Bufo bufo (common toad)
Lineage: Eukaryota; Metazoa; Chordata; Amphibia; Anura; Bufonidae
Gene: RTCB
Product: RNA 2',3'-cyclic phosphate and 5'-OH ligase
Exons: 12
Coding region: 92-1609 (505 amino acids)
Biological process (GO): tRNA splicing, via endonucleolytic cleavage and ligation
Cellular component (GO): tRNA-splicing ligase complex; nucleus
Molecular function (GO): RNA ligase (ATP) activity
Source: RefSeq, a predicted model, not a curated record